Messenger RNA from Anoplopoma fimbria (sablefish), 2188 nucleotides. It is a transcript of the gene tfpia, whose product is annotated as tissue factor pathway inhibitor a. The coding region runs from base 46 to 738 and encodes 230 amino acids. NCBI's taxonomy places the organism in Eukaryota, Metazoa, Chordata, Actinopteri, Perciformes, Anoplopomatidae. The transcript is spliced from 6 exons. Gene Ontology annotation, biological process: negative regulation of peptidase activity. Gene Ontology annotation, cellular component: extracellular region. The record is from RefSeq and is a predicted model, not a curated record. Gene Ontology annotation, molecular function: serine-type endopeptidase inhibitor activity.
UUUCCUCUUGACUUUACACUCAGUCCUGCACCCCUCCACAGCAGCAUGCCUCUGCCCAACAAGUGGUGGCUUUUGUGCGUCGUUUCUCUCUCCUUUGUCGCCCGUUUUGGGUCUUGCAGAAGACACAGACAAGAUGGAGUUCAACCCGAGCUCUUCAUCUUCAAUGAGUUGUGCGCCCUGAAGGACGAGUCAGGACCUUGCAAGGCCACGAAGGACCGAUUCUUCUUCAAUGUCGACACGGGCCACUGCGAGCUGUUUGAAUAUGGAGGCUGCGGGGGAAACGCAAAUAAUUUUGAGACCCUGGAAGCCUGUGAGGAAACAUGCGUCGUCUCAGAUGACAAGAACCCGUGUCACCUAGCCGAAGCUCCUGGUCUCUGUCGUGGGCUGGUGACGCGCUACUUCUUUGACAGCAAUAGUCAGCAGUGCAAGCAUUUCUUCUACGGUGGCUGUUUUGGCAAUGCAAACAAUUUCAGGAGCAUGUCAGAGUGCCAGGCGAAAUGUCAGAACCCAGGGGAUGUGAGUCUAAGUGAACCGCAGGUGCAAUCGAACAACUCUAAUCCAGGGCCAAAAGGGGGACAUGUCACGGUGCAGAGAAGAGGUAUGCAUUCAACCCCAGGAUCAAGAGAUGCCAGAUGUUUCACUACACCGGCUGCGGGGGAAACGGGAACAACUUCCCCAACAAGAAAGACUGUUUUAACCAGUGCAUCAGAGGCAACAUUGUUCAUAGCGGGAAGAUGAUCCGAAUAAGGAAGAAAAACCUAAACAGAAUUGUCAACCGCUCCAUCUGAACAGUCGGCCCUGCAUCACAUCUGCACUACAGCGGAGCCACCUUUAUUUAUGUCCAUAUUUUAUGUUGAGCUAAACUCAUAUAUAUUGUUUUGUAGUGCUGCUGUACUUGCUUAAAUGACAUUUAGUGUACGUGAUUUACCUUUGUAGUGACUGAAUGCAAUUAUCAUCCUUAUCCACAUGACUAUUUCUAUAUCUCAUUGACAAAAAAACAAAUUUGUUUUGCUUAUGUCUAGUAGCAGCUCAAUCACCAAUGCUUUUGUAUAAAUAUAUUAUGCCUUUUUUAUUUUACUGUUUUAGGGCUCUGUUAUCAUCAAAAUAAGUCACUGUAACUUGUAUGGGAAAACACCAAAGUUGAGGCAAUAUUUUUGUUCAAUAAUAAAAAUGAAUGCUCCCCCUGCAUAUUAACUGUGUCUAUAGAGUAACUGAUGAUUUUUCGACAAGAGUUUUGGCAUAGCUCCACUAUUGUAAAUCAAUGUGAACAACAGCAUUAGCAGAUUAAACUGAUGGCAAUUCGAAACAGCCACAACAGUACACAGAAUCAUCUCAAGCAGGCACAUUAAUCAAGAUGACAGUGUCCUCCCAGCUAUAAAUCAAUGUAAACAAUGUAAUGACAGUUUUAUUUUUGUCGGAUUAAACAUGCACACCCUUUUUUCCUUCUUUUUUAAUCAAUUUUAUGCAGUUCAGUAAAUCACUAUAGCAGGCCUGCUGGUGUUGUUGGUUAGGAAAACCAGAGAGGGGCAGUGUUGUGUAAAGAAAGUUUUUGAAGAGGUCGUCAGCACUCUGUUGGCUGCAUAGUAUUAUCUUCUCUGUAUCAUUUUAUAAUCAUGGUUGUAAAGAAUUGGACUGUACGAGUUUAUAUAAUAAACUUUGACUAUAAUAUUCCCUCUCCUCUGGUUCUUUGUCUGAUAAAUGUCCCAUCAGUCGUUUUGUAUGUAACGCGUACAAAAUGUUUAACAUUACAAACAAAGCAAAUCAAUACAUUUAAAUAUCAUGUUAACAUAGAUCCCAUAGUAUCCAUAGGCCUUAGAAAGCUUUUUCACAUGACAAAACAUGUAUGUAUGGAAAUUACUUUAUGGCAUCAACAACUGUUAACACGUCAAGUUCUGAGGAAAAUAAUGUGUUGGAUUUUUGUUGAUAAUUGGUGUGUUAAAAAAAGGAAAGAAUCUGCAAUUGUUUUAAAAAACAACCUUGAAAUUAAAUUUAAAGCCAUUAAAUGAAACCUGAUCUUGAAGCUUCACUUUGUCGGUCUGCCUUCAGGGUUGUAGUUACCACUGAAGCAACAUCCUGUGGUUUUUUUUGUGAGGGAAUCAGAGAAGUUAAGCACAUACAAUCAACACUGCUUUAUUGUAAAAGCUGAUUCUAGGUUUGUUGUUGUUGUUGUUUUUUUAACUCUUUCAAU